AUGAGGAAUUACAAAAGAAAAACAAACCGUGCCAAUAAACCUGUUGAAUUGAUGCAGCAAGCAAUGAAUUUAGUUCUACAUGAAAACAAGUCAUUAGGAGAAGUUUCUCGAAUGUUUGAAAUAAAUAAAACUUCAUUAUCAAGAUUUAUGAAACGUAUAAAAGAUAAUCCUGCAGAUGUGAGAUUUGGCUAUAGUACUCCAAGACAAGUUUUUAAUAAGGAACAAGAAUCCAGAAUCACAGAAUACUUGCAUAAACUUGAACAAAUUUUCCAUGGCAUAGGUUCAAAAGAAGUUCGCCGCAUGGCUUAUGAUUAUGCAAUUAAACAUAAAAUAAAGACACCAGAAACAUGGCGCGCAAAUAAAAUGCCUAGUAGGGAUUGGGUAUCUGUUUUCCUUACACGAAACCCAAGCCUUUCAAUCAGAAAAAAACCUGAAACAGUCAGAAUCAAGGCUAUGUCAUUCAACAAAACUAAUGUGCAAGAAUUUUACACGAAAUUAGCAAAAAUUUUGGAUCAGUUUAAAUUCACAGCUUCUGCUGUAUGGAAUGCAGAUGAAACUAGUGUAUCGACUGUUAACAAACUAUCAAAUAUAAUUGCAGAAAAAGAAAAGAAUAAUGUUACUGUAUUACUUGCAGUCUCGGCUUUAGGUUCAUUCGUUCCACUUAUGUUUAUAUUUCCUUGUGAAAAGUUUGAAUACCAUUUUAUUCGAGAUGGUCCUUCUGAUUGCAUAGGAGCUGGGAAUUCAAGCGGUUGUCUUACUCAUGACGAGUUUUUUAUGUAUAUUCAACAUUUUAUCAAGCACGUUAAGGCCAGUAAAGAAUCACCAGUUUUGUUGAUUUUGAACAACAACUUUUCAUUAUCCAUGUCUAUACCUACACUGGACCUUGCUGAUGAAAAUGGCGUGAUAAUGCUUUCUAUUCCUCGACAUUGCUCUCAGAAAAUGCAACCGCUUGACGUUGGAGUAUAUGAACCUUUUAAAACAUAUAUGUCAUCUGCUAAAGUUGCAUGGAUGCAGAAUAAUGCUGGGAAGACAAUGACGAUAUAUGAUGUCCCUGAAAUCGUUCGGAUUGCUUUACCAUUAGCUUUAGAACCUAAUAAUAUAGAGAAUGGGUUUGAAAAAAACUGGCGUAUUUCCCUACAACCAAAAUAA
Messenger RNA from Ctenocephalides felis (cat flea), 1149 nucleotides. RefSeq lists its product as uncharacterized. The transcript has a single exon. Gene Ontology annotation, molecular function: DNA binding. Bases 1 to 1149 code for a protein of 382 amino acids. Lineage: Eukaryota; Metazoa; Arthropoda; Insecta; Siphonaptera; Pulicidae. The record is from RefSeq and is a predicted model, not a curated record. Gene Ontology annotation, cellular component: nucleus.